GCAAGCGAACGAUGGCGGGCUCGCUGGAAGACGGGGUGCUCGUAGCUGCGUAGAAGAGACAUUCUUGCGUGGAUUUGCAUCCACAGUGCGAUUCCUUUUCCGUUUGGAGAAGCGGAUGAAGCUUGUGGCUUCAAUUAGCCAACCAAGGACCUCACAAUUGUAGGUCCUGGACCUGCAUUUGGCCUUUGAGUGUGGAUCUUUGCCUUGCGCGCAAGCUUUCGUAAGCAGCAUAGCCUCUGUGAAGGGUCAUGCUUCAAGCGUUGUCAAAGCGGCACAGCAUGCCAAUCUGCGAGGGUUUGGUGCGUUGCUGCGUCAUGGAGGCAGCCUUUGCCAAGGAAUUGCGGAUGGGUUUUCAGUCUCGCUGCCCGCGGCCCUUGCUGCAUGUGAAUCGCUGCGCGUCAUUCGUUUCAUCCGCGCCUUCCUCCGCCUCUGUGGCGCGAAAGGUUGAGGCGGUGGGUUUGGAGGGUGGCCUAGACUUUAAAGGGACUGUGCCGGAAGGGAUUGGGAAGACCAGAUUAGAUGCGUGGUUGGCAGGACAAUUGCCCCUGGUUAGCAGAGCACGCGUCCAAAGCAACAUUCGGCAAGGCUCAAUCCUCGUCAAUGGCAAAGCGAUUAUCAAGGGAUCGUAUGUAUUGCGGCCAGGGGAUGUGGUGGAGUGCGAGCUUACCGGGUGGGCACCUGUAGAUGCAAACCCUGAAGACAUUCCACUGGAUAUUGUAUACGAAGAUAAGCAUGUGAUAGUCAUCAACAAGCCAGCCCACAUGGUUGUGCAUCCGGCUCCUGGCCAUUCAGAGGGGACGUUGGUGAAUGCCCUUCUACACCAUUGUGAACUGCCUGCGAUGAGAUACUCCAGUGGUUCGACACCAAAGAACGCGCUUGAGUCUCCGUCUGUAGAUGAUUCUGAAGAAAUCGAUGAGGAAGCCUUAGUUGGUACUGUAACCACUCUGUCUGGUCCUCCUCCUGUUAUCAGGCCUGGAAUUGUACAUCGUCUUGAUAAGGGCACGAGCGGACUUCUUGUUGUGGCCAAGGAUGAGUAUACGCAUGCUCAUUUGUGCGACCAAUUCAAGGCCCGUAGUGUGCGUCGCUCUUAUGUAAGCCUGACCUGUGGGGUGCCGUCCUUGAAAUCUGGUAGAGUAGAGAUUCCUAUUGGUCGGGAUCCUCGUGAUCGGAAAAAGAUGGCAGCGAUUUCUGCUUCUGGAAGUAGCGCAGGUAGAUCCAAGUCUCGGACAGCAGCAAGCAGGUUCCGUGUGCUUGAAGUUCUAGCGAAUGGUGGAUCUGCUUUGGUGGAAUGGCGGCUUGAAACAGGUCGAACUCAUCAGAUACGAGUGCAUGCCCAAUAUCUUGGCUAUCCAUUGAUGGGAGAUGAUACAUAUGGGGGUACUCAGGGUGCUGCAUUAAGCCAACUUUUACCAAAAACACUGGCAGCUAAUCAUGGAUCUCUGCGGAAACUUAUUUCUGGCUUACAGCGGCCAUGUCUUCAUGCUAUCACCCUAGGAUUUCAGCAUCCGAGGACGUUAGAGGAACUCGAUUUCAAAUGUGCGCCACCUCAAGACUUUGAAUCUGCAUGGCGGACUCUGCGCCAAACGUCUUAACUGAUUGUAGAGUCCCAGUUUAUCAGCACAGAACGAAAAAUUUGGGAGUGCCCGAGUUGUAAACUACUUUCGCUGCCUUCACUAUUUCUGAGGGUUGAGGUAUUCUCUGGCCCAUUAUUUUACGUUCAGAAGUAUGGUAAGCUUGCGAUGUUCUACCAAGUUUAUUUUUGGAAUUGAUGCCAAGUUUGACCCGAAGCUUUGGAGCACGUUGGAGCAGUGAGUUUUGAAUACCAUUUGAAGGCGAUGCUCUUGGUUUCUAUCGCUGAUGGAACUGCAAACCAAAGGAUUAUGCAGUUAGAUUACAUAGUCAAUGCAAUACAAUGCGGAAAAAGAAAACAGUUGUUAUUCUUGUGAAAUUUUUAACUUUUUCAUGGCUGGAAGAUUCCUGCAUAUCACAACUGCAGGGAGCACCAGAGUUUAUCAAUGUUCAGCAGAAUCACUUGCA
Messenger RNA from Physcomitrium patens, 2037 nucleotides. RefSeq names its product RNA pseudouridine synthase 2, chloroplastic. Gene Ontology annotation, molecular function: pseudouridine synthase activity; RNA binding. Lineage: Eukaryota; Viridiplantae; Streptophyta; Bryopsida; Funariales; Funariaceae. The record is from RefSeq and is a predicted model, not a curated record. Gene Ontology annotation, biological process: enzyme-directed rRNA pseudouridine synthesis.